AUGCAUAGUGAUCUUUGGGUAGGAGUGCUUCAACAUGUUCAGAACGAACAUGAAUGGGCAUUGUCAUAUGUCGGUCUGUCACCAGGAUCGUGCUCCCAUGGUGAAUUAGAAGAAAACAGGGACAAAGAAUGGAUAGAGAAAGGAAGCCCAGCACAUCUAGCCCUGACCAAAAUCGUACUUGACAAGCGCUUCCUGAAUAAUAUCCACUACUAUCUCAAUUUCAGGAGUACAUCAAAUUUAGAGAUUUUUAAUAACCAUAUUCUCAUGUAUGCAUCCAAGAGGAUAUCGUAUUCACCACCAGUAUAUAGAGCAAGAAACAUCUUGGCAGCUCUUGACUACAAUUUGAGUGUGGAUCUUCCAACAGAUACUCGAAAGGAUGGCACAACAAGAUAUCAUAGGACUUAUUCCAAGAAGACUGGGAGGUGGACUGUAGUCCAAAGGAAAACUCAGAAGACCUACAGCCAUGUCUCGGAUAUCAUGAGGAAGAUUCUCCAAAGUCGCUUGGAGUCGGUGGGAGGCAUGCACCAGGCAGCUGAACUUGCAGAAGGAGACCCUCGACGCAUUUCCAGAACCAUAGCCCCAAAGUCACCACCUCCAACAACCGAGCUUGUGGUCAAGAAGAAAUCAAGAUUUCAAUAAAUAGACUUUAAAUUUCUUAUGACAGGCUCAAGUGAGCUGUUCUGUUCAAAAUUUGUCUCCCGUUUAUGGUCAUAAUAGUAACAAAUUCUUCAAAAAUAGUUAGAAAUAUUCAAAGCACACAUAUUUUAAAGCCAGAUGAAGGUGAGAAUCAAAAUCGGCAUAUUAAAGUAACAGACAGGUCUGCUGUUAUUGAUUACGAGUGAAACGCCCCAAAAUUAAUGACAUCAGUAUAUUUCUCUUUAUAUUUUUGGGGUAUUAUUGAAAUUGUUAGUUGUAUUUUUUUUUUAAUGUUUAAUGUUUCAUUUUGUUAGGUGCACAAAUAAAAUAAUUAAACUGAAAUAAACUAAAAUGACUAAGAUAGCUAAAUGUUAAUGAUGGCUUUUAAUCAGUAGAAAGAAAUAGAUUGACAAUGUGUACCGAGAUUCCAUUGUUUGUG
Molecule: messenger RNA, 1075 nt
Organism: Magallana angulata
Lineage: Eukaryota; Metazoa; Mollusca; Bivalvia; Ostreida; Ostreidae
Exons: 4
Coding region: 1-639 (212 amino acids)
Source: RefSeq, a predicted model, not a curated record